CGUAAAACAGACAAGUUGAUUAAUGUAUCGUUGACAAGCAGCACACAGUUAAUAAUAAAGCAAUGGGCGGGGCAAAAGGAGAAGCAGCUAUUUACUUCACCACUUGCUAAUAUGGUUACAAGAGGAGCAUAGGUAAGAAUUACAGUCUGUGUUGGACUGUAACUGCAGACGAUGAAGCUUUUAUCUCUUAUCUCAGACCACUUGUUGCUCUGUGUCUUCCUGAGUCUACUUUGGGGUACAACUGACUCCACUACAACAGUCACAGCGACAGUGACAACAAGAGUGACAGCAGGACAAACCAAAACAGAAAGAACCACAAGACUAACAACCAAUCCGCUGACAGCUACAACACGAAAACCCACUCCAGUGGAUCCCACAACACAAAAAACUACUUCACUGGCUCCUGAACUACGAAACAACCUUUCAACAACACAACUAACUAAUCCGCUGACUUCAACAGAACAAACAAUUAUAUCUACAACAACAAAAGCCUCGCCAGAUAAUGUCAACAGAGUGAAUGUGACCACACAAAAUGAGAGUAGUAUAACUCUGACCUGGAACAAGGUUAACAACAUCCUAACAUACAUCCUGCAAUAUGGUCAUAGAACAGAAGGUAUUAAUAAAACUGAAGAAGGACCCAUAGUACAUGUGGUCACUCCUCUGACUGCUGGAACAAACUACACAUUCACUCUCUUCACGUCUGAUGGACUCAACAGCAGUGGAUACAGAUUCAGUGCUGUGACAGCUCCUAAUAACACUGAAGAAUUUAAGGCUGUUUAUCAAAAUGAGACCAGCAUAACUCUGAUGUGGAAAGCAGUCCCCAACAUUGACAGUUAUCUACUUGUGUUUAAUGGAAGAGAGAUCAACAUUAGUAAUUCUACAGAAAAAUACACAGUCCCAAAUCUGACCAGUGGAACCAGAUACAAUUUCACUCUCUUCACUGUGUUUGGAAAUGUCAGCAGCAGUGGAGUAAACUGCAUCGCAGUCACUGCUCCUCGUAACACUGAAGAAUUUAAGGCUGUUUAUCAAAAUGAGACCAGCAUAACUCUGAUGUGGAAAACAGUCCCCAACAUUGACAGUUAUCUGCUUGUGUUUAAUGGAAGAGAGAUCAACAUUAGAAAUUCUACAGAAAAAUACACAGUCCCAAAUCUGACCAGUGGAACCAGAUACAGUUUCACUCUCUUCACUGUGUUUGGAAAUGUCAGCAGCAGUGGAGUAAACUGCAUCGCAGUCACUGCUCCUAAUAACACUGAAGAAUUUAAGGCUGUUUAUCAAACUGAAACCAGCAUAAAUCUGAUGUGGAAAGCAGUCCCCAACAUUGACAGUUAUCUGCUUGUGUUUAAUGGAAGACAGAUCAACAUUAGUAAUUCUACAAAAGAAUACAGAGUGUCAGAUUUGACCAGUGGAACCAGAUACAGUUUCACUCUCUUCACUGUGUUUGGAAAUGUCAGCAGCAGUGGAGUAAACUGCAUCGCAGUCACUGCUCCUAAUAACACUGAAGAAUUUAAGGCUGUUUAUCAAAAUGAGACCAGCAUAACUCUGAUGUGGAAAGCAGUCCCCAACAUUGACAGUUAUCUGCUUGUGUUUAAUGGAAGACAGAUCAACAUUAGUAAUUCUACAAAAGAAUACAGAGUGUCAGAUUUGACCAGUGGAACCGGAUACAGUUUCACUCUCUUCACUGUGUUUGGAAAUGUCAGCAGCAGUGGAGUAAACUGCAUCGCAGUCACUGCUCCUCGUAAUGCUGACAAAUUUAAGGCUGUUUAUCAAAAUGAGACCAGCAUAACUCUGAUGUGGAAAACAGUCCCCAACAUUGACAGUUAUCUGCUUGUGUUUAAUGGAAGAGAGAUCAACAUUAGUAAUUCUACAAAUGAAUACAGAGUCUCAGAUUUGACCAGUGGAACCAGAUACAGUUUCACUCUCUUCACUGUGUUUGGAAAUGUCAGCAGCAGUGGAGUAAACUGCAUCGCAGUCACUGCUCCUAAUAACACUGAAGAAUUUAAGGCUGUUUAUCAAACUGAAACCAGCAUAAAUCUGAUGUGGAAAGCAGUCCCCAACAUUGACAGUUAUCUGCUUGUGUUUAAUGGAAGACAGAUCAACAUUAGUAAUUCUACAAAAGAAUACAGAGUGUCAGAUUUGACCAGUGGAACCAGAUACAGUUUCACUCUCUUCACUGUGUUUGGAAAUGUCAGCAGCAGUGGAGUAAACUGCAUCGCAGUCACUGCUCCUCGUAAUGCUGACAAAUUUAAGGCUGUUUAUCAAAAUGAGACCAGCAUAACUCUGAUGUGGAAAGCAGUCCCCAACAUUGACAGUUAUCUGCUUGUGUUUAAUGGAAGAGAGAUCAACAUUAGUAAUUCUACAAAUGAAUACAGAGUCUCAGAUUUGACCAGUGGAACCAGAUACAGUUUCACUCUCUUCACUGUGUUUGGAAAUGUCAGCAGCAGUGGAGUAAACUGCAUCGCAGUCACUGCUCCUAAUAACACUGAAGAAUUUAAGGCUGUUUAUCAAAAUGAGACCAGCAUAACUCUGAUGUGGAAAGCAGUCCCCAACAUUGACAGUUAUCUGCUUGUGUUUAAUGGAAGAGAGAUCAACAUUAGUAAUUCUACAGAAAAAUACACAGUCCCAAAUCUGACCAGUGGAACCAGAUACAAUUUCACUCUCUUCACUGUGUUUGGAAAUGUCAGCAGCAGUGGAGUAAACUGCAUCGCAGUCACUGCUCCUCGUAAUGCUGACAAAUUUAAGGCUGUUUAUCAAAAUGAGACCAGCAUAACUCUGAUGUGGAAAACAGUCCCCAACAUUGACAGUUAUCUGCUUGUGUUUAAUGGAAGAGAGAUCAACAUUAGUAAUUCUACAAAUGAAUACAGAGUCUCAGAUUUGACCAGUGGAACCAGAUACAGUUUCACUCUCUUCACUGUGUUUGGAAAUGUCAACAGCAGUGGAGUAAACUGCAUCGCAGUCACUGAUAGUGCUCCUAAUAACACUGAAGAAUUUAAGGCUGUUUAUCAAAAUGAGACCAGCAUAACUCUGAUGUGGAAAGCAGUCCCCAACAUUGACAGUUAUCUGCUUGUGUUUAAUGGAAGACAGAUCAACAUUAGUAAUUCUACAAAUGAAUACAGAGUCUCAGAUUUGACCAGUGGAACCAGAUACAAUUUCACUCUCUUCACUGUGUUUGGAAAUGUCAGCAGCAGUGGAGUAAACUGCAUCGCAGUCACUGCUCCUCGUAAUGCUGACAAAUUUAAGGCUGUUUAUCAAAAUGAGACCAGCAUAACUCUGAUGUGGAAAACAGUCCCCAACAUUGACAGUUAUCUGCUUGUGUUUAAUGGAAGAGAGAUCAACAUUAGUAAUUCUACAAAAGAAUACAGAGUCUCAGAUUUGACCAGUGGAACCAGAUACAGUUUCACUCUCUUCACUGUGUUUGGAAAUGUCAGCAGCAGUGGAGUAAACUGCAUCGCAGUCACUGCUCCUAAUAACACUGAAGAAUUUAAGGCUGUUUAUCAAACUGAAACCAGCAUAAAUCUGAUGUGGAAAGCAGUCCCCAACAUUGACAGUUAUCUGCUUGUGUUUAAUGGAAGACAGAUCAACAUUAGUAAUUCUACAAAAGAAUACAGAGUGUCAGAUUUGACCAGUGGAACCAGAUACAGUUUCACUCUCUUCACUGUGUUUGGAAAUGUCAGCAGCAGUGGAGUAAACUGCAUCGCAGUCACUGCUCCUAAUAACACUGAAGAAUUUCAGGCUGUUGAUCAAAAUGCGACCAGCAUAACUCUGAUGUGGAAAACAGUCCCCAAGAUUGACCAUUAUCUACUUGAGUUUAAUGAAAACAAGAUCAACAUUAGUAAUUCUACAGAAAAAUACACAGUCCCAAAUCUGACCAGUGGAACCAGAUACAAUUUCACUCUCUUCACUGUGUUUGGAAAUGUCAGCAGCAGUGGAGUAAACUGCAUCGCAGUCACUGAUAGUGCUCCUAAUAACACUGAAGAAUUUAAGGCUGUUUAUCAAAAUGAGACCAGCAUAACUCUGAUGUGGAAAACAGUCCCCAACAUUGACAGUUAUCUGCUUGUGUUUAAUGGGAGAGAGAUCAACAUUAGUAAUUCUACAAAUGAAUACAGAGUGUCAGAUUUGACCAGUGGAACCAGAUACAGUUUCACUCUCUUCACUGUGUUUGGAAAUGUCAGCAGCAGUGGAGUAAACUGCAUCGCAGUCACUGCUCCUCGUAAUGCUGAAGAGUUUAACAAAAAUGGACAAGAUGAGACCAGCAUAACUCUUCAAUGGAAAACAGUCCCCAACAUCGACAAUUAUCUACUUGCGUUUGAUAAAACAGAGAUCAACAUUAGUAAUUCUGCAGAAGAAUACAGAGUGUCAGAUUUGACCAGUGGAACCAGAUACACUUUCACUCUCUUCACUGUGUUUGGAAAUGUCAGCAGCAGUGGAGUAAACUGCAUCGCAGUCACUGCUCCUCGUAACACCGAAGAAUUUAAGAAAAAUGGACAAGAUGAGACCAGCAUAACUCUGGGGUGGAAAACAGUCCCCAAAAUUGACAAUUAUAUUCUUGCAUUUAAUGAAAGACAGAUCAACAUUAGUAAUUCUGAAAAAGAAUACACAGUCUCAGAUUUGACCAGUGGAACCAGAUACAGUUUCACUCUCUUCACUGUGUUUGGAAAUGUCAGAAGCAGUGGAGUAAACUGCAUCGCAGUCACUGCUCCUCGUAACACCGAAGAAUUUAAGAAAAAUGGACAAGAUGAGACCAGCAUAACUCUGGAGUGGAAAACAGUCCCCAACAUCGACAAUUAUAUUCUUGCAUUUAAUGAAAGACAGAUCAACAUUAGUAAUUCUACAGAAGAAUAUAGAGUGUCAGAUUUGACCAGUGGAACCAGAUACACUUUCACUCUCUUCACUGUGUUUGGAAAUGUCAGAAGCAGUGGAGUAAACUGCAUCGCAGUCACUGUUCCACCAGUGGUGCCUUGGGUCAGUGUGACUGAACGAUUUACUAACAGCAUAACUCUAGAGUGGGAGAACAUGAAUAAAGCCUGGGAAUACCAGCUUCAAAUCAAUGGUGGUGUGUCAGGUACUGUGUCAGGCAGAUCCACAGAUACUAUCAGAAAAGUAGUGACAUCUCUUCAGCCUGGAACAGAGUAUGAUUUCAGCUUAACCACAGUGUUCGCUGGACUCAGGAGCACUCCUUAUACGAGUUUCACAGUAACAGCCAUAGACUGUGCCAGUGCAGACUGGAAAGUUACCAACUCAUCAAUCAAAGCAAAGAUUGAAGGCUUGUUUUCUAAAGCAACCGCCCAUUAUAGAUCUAAGGUUUAUGUCAGUGAUGGACAUGAAUAUAUGUCGUUUAGUGGACUUUACCCUGGUGCCACCUAUCAGAUAUCUCUUGUCUAUGAAAAGUCUUCCAGAGUUUUCCUGCAGUGUGAACACAAAUUAACAAUUCUUCCUCCUAAUCUAAAUGCUCACUGUGAGUACUGGGCAGCUGGAUACUCUGUUCUUAUUAAAUGGACAGACCCAGAGGGCGAGUGGACUAAUGUGGAGGUGAAUGUGACUGGAAAGACUCACACAGUAGCUAGUCCUGAAACUAAAAUCAUAAUCGAUGGAUUCCAACCUGCCAAAAAAUUUAAGGUGUCUGUAACUUCACUGUCUGGGCUGAGGAGGAGUUCUGAACCGCAUGUUUUUUACUGUCAGACUGAUCCAAGGGGGUCAUUUGUGCUGAGACUCUUCCGCCAUCUAGUGGUCUUCAGUCCUUACUGCUUUUCUACUGGUCUGCUUCUGUCUAUCUACUGGAGCAGGAAGACGGCAAACAAACCAGAUGUCUCCAUGGAGAUGACCAAGUGCGAUGGAGGAGGUGAUGAAUUAUAUGAAGACUAUGACGAUGUCACAGUGCUUGGCACCGAGCAUGACUUCUAAGCAGAAGAGACCAGUUAUGUACUUGGUUAGUUUGAAAACUAGAUAAAAAUAUUCAUUGUACAAGUACUCAGCUUAGAUGAAAAAGUACUCAGU
Oreochromis niloticus (Nile tilapia) is the source of this 5991-nucleotide messenger RNA. Its product is annotated as tenascin-X. Gene Ontology annotation, molecular function: protein binding. Bases 172 to 5898 code for a protein of 1908 amino acids. The record is from RefSeq and is a predicted model, not a curated record. NCBI's taxonomy places the organism in Eukaryota, Metazoa, Chordata, Actinopteri, Cichliformes, Cichlidae. The transcript has 24 exons.